Messenger RNA from Apiotrichum porosum, 1749 nucleotides. RefSeq lists its product as uncharacterized. Lineage: Eukaryota; Fungi; Basidiomycota; Tremellomycetes; Trichosporonales; Trichosporonaceae. The transcript is spliced from 3 exons. Bases 1 to 1749 code for a protein of 582 amino acids. The record is from RefSeq and is a predicted model, not a curated record. Gene Ontology annotation, molecular function: dipeptidyl-peptidase activity.
AUGAUCGCCACUGCCCCCGAACCCAUUGCCUAUCUUCCCAUCAAGAAACCCGAGAUCGGUUACAAUGGCUACCAACCCCUCAACCCUCACAGCGAGUACCUGAAGAAGGGUGACCGACCCCACGGGGCCCGCCCAAUCGAUUGCGACAUAAUCAUCGAUCACGACGUCGAGAUUGUCGUACGCGAUGGAUCCAAGCUCUACUGCGACGUCUAUCGCCCGGCCAACCCCAAGGGACCAGUUCCCGCCAUUUUGUCUUACAGCCCCCUCCCCGUCACACCUUGGGAGUGCGGUGUCACCCACGAAGACAUCAGCGGCCUCGAAAAGUUUGAAGGCGUCGAUCCCGCUCGCUGGUGCGCUCGCGACUUUGCCGUUGUGAGCGUGGAUGCUCGCGGUUCCGGCCAUUCGGACGGUUACGCCUGUCUCAUGGGACAGCAAGAGGCUGAGGAUGGGUAUGAUAGCGUAGAAGCCAUUGCGAAGCUUCCCUGGUGCAAUGGCAAGGUGGGCCUUGCAGGCAAUUCACACCUUGCAAUCAUUCAGUGGUUCAUCGCCGCCCAACAGCCACCCUCAUUGGCCGCCAUUGCGCCGUGGGAAGGGUUGGGUGAUCUCUAUCGCGAACAAUUUGUCCGCGGUGGGAUCUUCAACCCGUCGAACUUCCUCCUCAUCAAGGACAUGACGUACCGUGGACCUAACGGAAUUGAAGACAUCCCUGAGAUGUACCGUCGCACCGACAAUGGGGUUAUCAACGACUACUGGAUGGACAAGCGACCGGACAUGAAGGCUGUCAAGGUUCCUGUGUAUGUAACCGCUUCUGAGCACUCCACAUUGCACACCAUGGGUGGCGUCCGUGCCAAGAUCGAAUUGCCGAAUCAAGAGGAUGUGUGGUUCCGCUCCUCGUCCUGGCAAGAAUGGCACGAUUUAUGGGCUAUUCACGAGACGAACGAGGAGCUCAUGGACUUUUUCGACUACUUCCUCAAGGGAAAGGAGAAUGGCUGGCGUAACACGCCCAAGGUGCGACUGUCCCUGCUUCGGUUUGGCAAGAAUGAGCCACUGGACGGGAUCGAGGCGCCCGACUAUCCCCUGCCGGACACGGACUACAAGACAUGGUACAUGGGCCCCGAUAGUAAAUUGUUUGCGACGAAUCAGGACAACCAGAGUGUCGUAACAUACAACUCUGAGGACGACAGCUCUGUGGCUUCUUUCAGGCUCACGUUCGACAAGAGAACGAUCCUGGCCGGUUUGCCUCGCGCCAUCUUGUACCUCGCUUGUGACGACUACGAGGACAUGUGUGUGAGCGUACAGCUCAAUAAGCUGGACACCGAGGGUAACAGAAUGGUUCACCUGACAAUUCCUUUCGCUCGCACCCCCGUUACGGACCCCAACGAUGCUCCCCAGAGUGGAGUUGUGCGUCAUGACGGCCCCGUCGGUCUUCUCCGAGCCUCGCACCGCCACAUUGACCACUCGCGCUCUAUCCACCCCCAGUACCCAUUCCACCCGCACGACCGCUAUGAGCCCAUCCCGAAGGGUGAUAUAGUGAAGCUCGAGGUGGGUAUCUGGGCAAUGGGAAUUCUCUACGAGGCUGGCGAGAGCAUCGAGGUGGUUGUGAGUGGCAACAAUCCCAACUCGCCCGAGCUUCGCCAGACUGGGGCCAUGUCGUUUGCCAGUGGCACCAACAAAGGUACCCACAAGCUGCACAUUGGUGGUGACACGCCGUCGUGUGUCAUUCUCCCCUUCGUGAACCUGGGUGUGUAG